Molecule: messenger RNA, 4323 nt
Organism: Coregonus clupeaformis (lake whitefish)
Lineage: Eukaryota; Metazoa; Chordata; Actinopteri; Salmoniformes; Salmonidae
Product: coiled-coil domain-containing protein 171
Exons: 28
Coding region: 131-4087 (1318 amino acids)
Source: RefSeq, a predicted model, not a curated record
GGAAGUGACGUACGAACACAAACGGCAAAGAUGGCGUCACAUUCAAACGGAUAUUGAGACAAACAUCUGGGACAACAGACAGACUAGAAUCAAAAAGAUCUGGACAGAGUAUCCUCUCUGACCUGGCAUUAUGCCAACGGAAGGACCAGCGGCAGUCACCUCGGAGCGUCCUCGGCAUCAUGACCGGCCCAGACGGAAGGACAGUGUGCAGUCCAAGCCCUCCCUGGGGGCCUCUCACCCCCGACCAGCGGCUACUGCAGCCAAGAGCUGCGAGGAUGAGAUCAAUAGACUGAAGGAGAUAAUCUGUGCUCUGCAGGCUGAGCGUCAGCAACAGCGCUCCAGGGAAGAGGAGGGGGACGGGCUGGGGGGUGUUAGACUGGGACCGCGGGGCCCCGAGGAUCUACGAUGGAGGAUCAACCAGCUGGAGAGAGACAAGCUGGAACUAACCGCCAAACACAAUGAACAGGUAUCCUCUCUAGAGGGCCAGGUGGCCAGGCUGAGAGCAGCAGUGGAGCGAGGAGAGGCACAGAGACAGACUCUAGAGUAUGAUAUGGCUGUAGCCAGGAAGGAGGCUGGAGCGGAGAGGAGUAACGUCCAGGAAAACAUGGCUGCUCUCUGCAGUCAGAACGAACAACUCAUGGAGCUGCAGCAGAGAGUUUCUGUCCUCCAGAAGGCUCUGGAGAUCACGCGGAUGGCCCGGGAGGAGGACCAGCAUGCAUUGCAACAGGAAGUGGAGGAGCGGAACGGACUGGUGCUGAGUGCUAACACCGAGAAUGACCAGCUGACCGCAGAGAACACACACCUACACACCCUGCUGCAGGAACAGGAGGAGACUCUGCAGGAGCUGAAGAGGAGGUUGGGGGAGGUGCAGAGAGAGAGGGAGAGAGACGGGGAGGCACUACGACGACAGACCAGUGAACUGGGCUACAUCACGGAGAGAGAGGAGAGAAUGAAGAAAGAACUAGAGACAACCCUGCAGAGAGUGAAGACUCUAGAAACCAACAUAGAGUCUGAGAGAGCUGCUCACCUGGAGUCUAAAUUCAACUCUGAGAUCAUACAGCUGCGUAUCCGUGACCUGGAGGCAGCUCUACAAGUGGAGAAGUCCAGUCAGGCUGAAGCAGUGUCCAGUCUGGACCUGGUCAAACAACAGUUCAGAGAGGUGGAGAGAGCCUACAGCGUAGAGAGAGACAGGGCACGGGACGCUACUGGCAGACUGACACAGUUGGAGAAGGACUACCUGAGCUCCAAGGCAGAGCUGAGUGCAGCGGUGGAGAAGGAUGGAAGAACUGCAUCACAACUCAGAGACCAACUGCAGGAACUACACAAAGUACACACACAGAUGGACAUGGCUCGUAAGCGUGAGGUGUUAGUAGAGGAGGAAUUAGAGAGCUGUCGGAGAGAGCUACAACAGCUACUGCAACAACACACCGCUGUAGGACCACACACCACAGAAGAGCCUGUUGGAGAGGAAAGAAAGCACAGCCCCUCUACUGUCAUGAACAUGCUGAGGACAGCCCUGACUACAUACAAGACCACCCUGGACCAGACUACUGCAGAGGUCCUGGAUCAGCAGCAGCAGGCAGAGAGGCUGGUCCAGGAGGUUCAGUCCAACCAGCAACUGAUGUCAGAACAGAAGAGACACUUAGAGGAGCUCUGUGCAGCGCUGUCUGACUGUAAUGUUGAAUUACAGCGUCUGAGAGCCCAAUGUUCUGAAAAGACCCUCCAGACAAACAGACUACAGACCAGGGAAGGAGAGAGGGAGAAGGAUCGAGAGAGGGCAGUGGAGUUGCAGGCAGAAGUACAGAGGAUCAGACAACUCAAUCAGAAGGAUUCUCAGGAGAAGUUGUCCUUCCUUCACGGUCUGUUCCAGCGUCUGUUAGCGGGCUGCGUCCUCAGCUCCCAGCCACAAUGCAUCCUGGGUAGUUUCUCCUGGGCGGAGCUCUGUGAUGUCAUAACGGAACACGUCGACACCCUCAUCUCUGACCUCACAAGCGCCAACGAGAGGGUGUCCCACCUGCAGGCUGUGUGUGAGAGGAACACUGUGAGUGUAUCUCAGCAGCAGCAGACCCAGCAGGGUGUGUUAGCGAGACUAGAGGAGACGGUGAGACAGAGAGAAGAAGCCUGGACAGCAGAGAGACAUGAGAUGGACCAGCGACACACACACACUGUUACACUGCUGCAGGGGAAGAUACAGAUGUACGGUGCCCAGCUUGAGGAGGCCCGUCAGAGACUAUCCUCCCUAGAGAGAGAACGCAGCCAGCUAACCUCUGACCUCGCCAUGCUCCAGAGAACCUUAACCCAGUCUGACCUCCAGGGGUCAACCCUGCUCUCAGCCUGCACCCUACUGGCCGGGGCGCUCACGCACCUCACACACACCGCGCACACACUCCGCACACAGAAAACUCUUCUCACACACCGCGUGGCAGAGCGAGAGGGCCUAGUGAGAGAGGUUAGAAUGCUAGUACAAGCUCUGGGGGAGGGAGGAGGAGAGGGGGAUGAGGAGGGGAGGAAGGGAGGAGGGGUGAGGAGGUGGAGAAGGUGUGUUGUGUGCGUGAUAGCUGUGAACAGGUUGUGUGUGUUGGGACGGGUGAGCAGGCUGGUGUUUAGGGUGGGUGGGCAGCGGUACCCCUCUGUAGGAGUGUGUGUCUCAGUCUUCCCUCCUCGUCUGAAGGAGGAGAGAGAGAAGGACUCAGCGCCGCCAUCUAAAGGUGAAGAGGAUGAUGAUGGUGAUGAAGGGAGAGGAGGAGUGAGGUGGCUCCGUGGUAAAGAUAUCUCCUCCUUCAUCCUCUCUUCCAUGGCUGAACUACAGGAGGCCUUAGCACAAACAGUCUCCUCCUCCCAGGUAGUGUUGUCGGCUGCUCGUAACAGUCUAUCCCGCCUCCUGGACCACCUCCUCACCCCAUCAGACCAAGUGUCCCAUCUCACAGCCUAUGGCGUUAACAAGGGCACUCUGGUUAGUAGGCUGGGACAGGGCUUACACCGACUCACAGCCAAACAGAUGAGCAGUAAGUGUCUGGUGGCGUCGCUGCAGCAACACUUCCUGGUUUUCACCCAACGGCUGCACUCCGCUGAGGUGGAGAGGCGGAGCCUGAGGUUAGAGGUCGCACACCUCAAACGUGUCACCAAGGACGGCCGAGGACCGUGCCACAAGGUCCCUGAUGUCCACCUGGUGCCAGCAGAGCGGUUUGACAGUGUGUGUGAGGAGUUGAGACAGACCUUGCAGAGAGAGGAGCAGGCUCAGGGUCUACUCAGAGAACAGUCUGAUCAGCUACACGCUCUGGGGCUACGCAUGGACACACUCUGGGGAGAGGAGAGGGAGAGAGAACAGACACUCUCUCAGGCCGUACAGAGUCUGUCGGAGGCUCGUCAGGAGGUGCGUCAGAAGGACCAGUCUCUAAGGGUUCUGGGUAAACACCUGUCAGGCCUACAGCAGGAGAAGAAGAGUCUGGAGGAGAGUGUCAGACAGGCAGAGGAUGCACUACGCAUGGCAGCCAAGAGGAAGGACUCCCUGGCCAGCUACAUGAGAGCAGUAGAGAGCAGCUACAGAGAGGUCAGAGACCGUAUCGUCCAAUCACGAUCCACCUCCACUGACGAGGACCUCCCUCUGCAGUUACCAAGAGUGCAUCUGGAUCUGACUGGACCAGAGAGGUCGCUGGGAGGACCAGAGGUGGCCGCCUGUCAGAGCCUGGUGGGGACGUUCUCUGAGGUAUACCACGCAGCGUGCUCCAGGAUUGGCUCGAUGGAGAGAGAAAUCUCCGCCCACCAAAGCCAUGUCUCCGCCCUCCGGACAGAACUACAAGAUGCCUGUCUCAGAGAGAGCCUUUGCUUCAUCCCUGUGUGUGAUUCUCAAUCGUCAGUGACCCCGCACCUAGACGACCUCUGUCAGCUCCUCGUUGACCCUGAAGCCCCUCCCGCCGACCCCACGAACGUUCCGCCGAGAGGGGCAACAGGCAAACCCACCCCUAGCCCCUCCUUCACUCCCUCAACAUCUCUCCCCCUGUCAGACGCCCCUAAAAAGACUAAGGGCAGUAAAAAGGUCCCCAAGAAGACUCGUUCUGUCCCGUCUAAGGGUCUGUCGGGAAGAUAGACCACAGAAUCACUGUUGUGUGUUAUAGAUGCGUCCCAAAUAGCACCCUAUUUCCUAAAGUGCCAGAGCUCUGUGGGUUCCAAUGUGUUAUUAAACUACAGAUCUGCCCUUUUUAUGAAGCGUUUUGAUACGUCACUUCUUGAUGAUGUCAUAAAGAGGAUAAAGGAUACAUUUAUUUAGCUGAAAAAUAAAGCCUGUUUUUUUGUUACGUCAAUCAAUAAACCUUUCUACCUGGA